This is a messenger RNA of Xenopus laevis (African clawed frog), 3912 nucleotides long. Its product is annotated as transmembrane protein 151B. The transcript has 2 exons. The record is from RefSeq and is a predicted model, not a curated record. Lineage: Eukaryota; Metazoa; Chordata; Amphibia; Anura; Pipidae. Bases 983 to 2497 code for a protein of 504 amino acids.
CCUCCCCCUCCUCUCUCCCAUCUUCCCCAUCUUCCCUGGGAAUCUGCUCCUUCCUCCGUCUCCUGCAGAACAUCCUUCCCUCUUCUCCCUAUUUUCCCUGCUCCCUCUUCCCUUCCUCUCCUGCCCUGUUCCACCGCUCCAUCUGUGCUGUGUGUGUGUGUGUGUGCUUGGCCUUCCAUUGUGUAUGUUCACUGUGUAUCAUAGCCUUGUGUGUCUGUGUGUCACAGCAUUGUGUGUCUGUGGGUGCUCCUGUGUGUGUAUGUGUGUGUAUCAAUAAUGUGUGAGAGACAGCAGUGUAGUAGUGUACACUGUAUGUGUGAGAGAGUGUGUGCAGCCUGCAUCUAACAACAGUGUGUGUGUAUGACCUGUAUAAAGAACCCAAACAUUAUGUGUGUUUAUGUGUGACUGUUACAUUCCACUGUGUGGAUUGUGUUAGUGAUACCGUGUGUCAGUGGCUGUGUAUUUGCAGCCUUAGUGAACUUUGUAUGCAACAUCACAAUUUGAUACAAGGAAAAGCAGCUGGUGGGAUUGUGCCCCAGUGCACUUGAUAACAAUGCUUGUGACAAUGUGUGUCAGAGUGUGUAAGUUGUGCGGCUAGGCCUCAGUGUAUCUACACUAUUACUGUGUGUUUGCCUUUGUUUAUGUGGAGCUACCCAGUGCAAGGGCGGUUGUGUUUGUUUUGUCUCUGCCUGUGAAUGUGAGUGACCCAUUCUGCAACAUCACACUGGCAUAUCAGCAUUCCCACACCUUCCCAUAUACACAUACACACAAUUGCACUGCCUCUGUUCCACUCUGGGGCUAUUCCUCCCAUUACUCCUCUCCCAGACUUCAUGUUGGAUUGGAGUGCAAUGACUGACAGAGCAGGCCUUGGAUUUGGGGUGGCACGUUGCUACAGACUGGGGAAUGACUCCCCCAAUUAAUCCCCUGUUGUACUGGAUUGUUGAGAGAUUCCACUUCCCUGUUUGUGGCUCAUCGCUUGGCCAUGUCCCCCCCUGCAUCAGCGGCAAGUGAAAGCAGCACAGGAUCAGUACCGCAGGAGGAACCCGAUGCUCUGCGAGAACUGCAAAGGCCAGUCAAGCAGUCACUCAGAAAGUCUCUGUGCCGGGAGUCCCACUGGAAAUGUUUCCUGCUCUCCUUGCUCAUCUAUGGCUGCAUGGGAGCGAUGAUCUGGUGCCACGUUACCAAGGUCACUCGUCUGACCUUUGACAGCGCAUACAAGGGCAACUCUAUGAUGUACCAUGAUAGCCCUUGCUCCAACGGAUAUGUCUACAUCCCACUGGCGUUCCUUAUGAUGCUGUACGUGGUGUACCUGGUGGAAUGUUGGCACUGCUACACAGGGAAUGAGAUGCAGUAUAAGGUGGACCUGGAAAGUGUGCAGGAACGUGUGCAGAGAAUGCAACAGGCCACUCCAUGCAUCUGGUGGAAGGCCAUCAGUUAUCAUUACGUGCGCAGGACACGCCAAGUGACGAGGUAUCGUAAUGGAGAUGCUUACACCACCACCCAAGUGUACCAUGAGCGGGUCAAUACCCACGUGGCAGAGUCUGAGUUUGAUUAUUCCAACUGUGGGGUCAAGGACGCCUCCAAGGAUCUCACUGACCUGGACAGUUACCCUGUCACCCGGCUGAGGUUUACCAAGUGCUUUAGCUUCGCCAAUGUUGAAUCAGAGAACACAUACUUGACCCAACGAGCUCGAUUCUUCACUGAGAACGAGGGGCUGGAUGACUACAUGGAGGCUCGAGAGGGCAUGCAUCUAAAAAAUUUGGAUUUUAAGGAAUACAUGGUUGCAUUUUCUGACCCAGAUAAUCUUCCAUGGUAUGUGUCGCACUAUGUUUUCUGGGCAGCGGCCCUCCUCACUUUUUCUUGGCCCUUGAGAGUACUGAAUGAAUACCGCACUUCACACGUACACUACCAUGUAGAAAAACUCUUUGGCUUUGACUACACACCAGUAACAUCCUCUGAGGAGAGGACGCUAUGCCAGAGGAUGCCACGAGUGAACACCAUUGAUAGCACUGAGUUAGAGUGGCAUAUUCGGUCCAACCAACAGUUGGUGCCCAGCUAUUCUGAAGCUGUUUUGAUGGAUCUAGUAGGCAUCUCAACAAGCUACACUGCUUGCCAGUACACACGGGGCUACCGUCAGAACUGUGAUAGGUGCCACCGAACCAUCAGUAGUUCUUCCAUCUUCUCUCGCAGUGCUUUGAGCAUCUGUAAUGCCACUCCUAGAAUCCCCUUCAGCAGUAGUCGAUUCUCCCUUGGGCGGCUGUAUGGGUCACGCCGUAGUUGCCUGUGGCAAAGUCAUAGUGAGAGCUUAAAUGAGCAAGGUGGCGCCACAGAGCAGACACGGCUCUCCAGUCAGGUUACAGUAGAAGAAGAAGAACCCCCACCCUACCAGGAUGCCCUCUACUUCCCUAUCCUUAUUGUCCAUCGUAACGAGGGCUGCCGAAACCAUGAUCAUCGGCGUCUCCAUCGCAAUGGGUCCUGUGUGGAGACAUCACUGUGAAACCCAUUGGGAGAGUAAUGGUUUUUACUGGGGAUUUUCACAUCAAGAAACAAGAAAGCAUGGCCUAUCCUAAGACUCAAGUCUUUGCUAAUCCCAGAGCAGAGGGAGCAGCAGAACCUCAGAUCCUUGUGUUUUGGAAGAGGUGGAUUGUUUGGCCAUGGCCCUUUAACAGACAAGUUGUCCAAAGAGCUUCUGAAUGUGCAUUGCUUAUUCACUAAAAAACAAGUGAUCUGCAGAACUUGUAAAGAGUUGUAGAAUACGGCACCUCCAGCUGGUACAAUCAAUGGUAGUCAGUAUGAGGGGGCAGUUACACUAUUUGGGAAUAAAGCAAAAAUCAGCAUGACUAUAGGAUGUGCCUGAUACAUAUUCUCAAUUAAAGGAGGUGUCCAGUUUUUGUCACACCCUGAACAUCUUUAAUCCAAUGUGGACUCUACACUUUGAUCAGGGAUGAUCAGUACAAACAGGCUGAUCUGCUAAGGAUAUUCACUAUCAAAUAAUAUGACAAUAGUUGAUGCAAAUGGCUAUGGCAGCAGUAGAAUUCGCCGCCAUUCACAUAUCAUUUCCUCAUGCUGUGUUUCUGGAUUAAAUAGGGGAAGGAUUGCUUUAUGAAGGAGCAACGUAUCUCCUCUGUUUCAUACUUACACAGCAGUGUGUGUGCAGCAGCCAUUAAUAAUGGAUGUGCCAAUGACCGCUGACAUUUGCUAAUAGCAAUCCAUUAGAGAUGGAGAAGAGCUGAUAAUGAUAAAACAUGAACGAGAGGGGGGUGACAGGGAGAACUCUUAACCCCCUCGACUCCUUGUGUGAUAUCAGAACCAUAUACUUACCUUCAUGUGACAUGAGCCACGGAACAUGCACAAGUCAAUCAGCUUCAUGGGAGGCCUUUUUAUAUGGAACGUUUGGGAAAAGAGAAGGGCCAAUCGGAUCGCUUGAUUGUUCUCAGAGUAUGAAUGAGCCUUUUUGGUCAUUCUGUGCAGAAUGUUAAGAGAUUGUAUAUACACAGAUUUACACAUGAGAAGAAAGUGUUACACAUGAGUGUCGCCUUAUAGUAUCCUCUGAAUUAGUGUUUCACGCACCCCUCUGUGCUGUAGUUUGUGAGUAGCAGCCAGUGGACCAUCAGGGUCAGUAAGUCGAGGGGUCACAUAGGAGAUACACGCAUGUUCAUGUUCACACUUUUAAUCUUGUCAAAUGUUACACUCCUUUGCUCAUCAGCUGAAUGCAUGUUUUUCCUUUGGGUACUUAUUCACUACUACAUGCCGCCAUGUCCCCAGUUAAUAUGUCUCAGCCAGCCUGGGGGUAGGGGGGAGAGUAAUAGCGGGCCUGGUGGGGUCGUAAUUGUGUACAAAAGAGACCAUUUUAGUAGGGAUGCACAGAAUCCAGGAUUCAGUUCGGGAUUCGGCCAGGAUUCUGCCUUUUUG